UAGCCAUGUUGCGGCCCACUGCGCAUGUCAAAUGUUUUGAUUGGUUGGUUGAGACACACCUCCAAAAAUAUCAACAACAAUGGCGGCCUCCGUACUAGAACGUUUCUGGGGAACAUUCAAACAUAAAACUGGCAAUGUUAUUGGAAUGAUUCAUGUUAGAGCGUUACCAGGUACUCCACGGAACAGUCACUCUGUAAAGGAAAUAGUUGACAUUGCAUGUAAAGAAGCAGCUAUUUAUAAACAUGCUGGGGUUGAUGGAAUCAUUGUAGAAAACAUGCAUGAUAUACCCUACCUGCAUAGCUCUCAAGUUGGCCCUGAAGUCACUUCAGUCAUGUCUGUUGUUUGCCAUGAAGUCAAGCGCAUCUUCUCCCACGCUCCGGUGGGCGUGCAGGUUUUAGCUGGAGCCAACAAAGAAGCCCUGGCAGUAGCCAAAGCAGCUGGGCUGCAGUUUAUCAGAGCAGAGGGAUUUGUGUUUUCUCAUGUAGCUGAUGAAGGGCUGAUGAAUGCUUGCGCUGGUGAACUCAUGAGAUUUCGUAAACACAUAAAUGCUGAAGAUGUCAUGGUGUUUACUGAUGUCAAGAAGAAACACAGCGCUCAUGCUAUAACAAGUGACGUGGAUAUAGUCAACACAGCUCAAGCUGCUGAGUUCUUCCUGAGUGAUGGAGUUAUUGUUACAGGGGAUGCCACUGGGAAAGCUGCUAGUGAUACAGAAGUUAAAGCCGUGCUGGGAGGUGUCACCAUCCCAGUGCUUGUUGGGUCCGGGGUGACCCAGGACAACUACCACCAGUACAGCCAGGCCCAUGCUGUCAUCGUGGGCUCACACUUCAAGCUGGACAGCAACUGGCUGGAGGAGAUUGAUGUGGCCAGGGUCCAGAAGUUUAUGGAGACUGUCCACCAGGUCAGGCACGUCCCCAUUGAAUCAACAAUGAUUAUGUAGUGGAUUAUAAUCAGCUUUUUGAUUCUGCUUGGCUAGAGAACACUGGCUCAUGUUACAGCCUGCAUCACCAUUUGUAAUUUAUUAUCCAUUUUCAUUAAGCAGGUUAACUUAUCUGGUAUAAAAUGAAACCCAAUACUUGAAUAUGUUUCACAUUUAGCAGUAUUACAAUUGACUGUUUUAUCAGUUAUGACUUGAGUUCAGAUCAAUUUUAUUGUCCUUAGAUUUUUAUGGAUUGUUGUCAUUUCAUGUAGUAUUUUUUUUGCAAUUGUAGGGAUCUAUAUUCUAUGUAGAAAUGAUGUACCAAGGUAGUUAUGUAAAAUUAUCACUUGUAAUAUUAUAUUCAGAUUUUUUUCAUUAUUGUCAGAACUUUAUUGUUUUUUAAAUUUUAAUUGAUGUUUUACAUAGAAAUUACUAGAUUUUAAAAUUGUCACUAAUGAUAUUGUACAUUUUGUAUAAGCAAUUGGUUGUGUGAUUUUAAGUAAUAUAAUUGUUUUGCAAUGCCAAGCAUUUUAAUUUUACACAUGUUCUUGUUCAUUAAAAACUGCUGGUAGACUGGAAAUCUGUUAGGAACAUAAAACAUUCCAAUGGUGUCGAUAUCAAAUUGAUAUUUUUAUAGAUUAGUGUUGUGUAUAACAAUUUUUUUUCUGUACUUUGAGAUAAUGAAAAUUUAUAAAUGUGUUCAUUAUUAAAAAAUGGUUUAACUUAAACACUCAUUCUCAUCCCAAUCUUAUUCAAAAGACAUGUAACCAUUUGAUUUGCAAGUUGGUCAAGUUGAUGUUAUAUCAUCAUGAUUGUUAAUCUUUAUAUCACAAAUAUAUUCUGGUCAGCCUUAUUUUAUAGUUAUACCAUGUUUACAAUUUACAGGGGUAUCUUUAUGGCAACUUAUAUGUUCACAGUUGCUCACUUUAGAUGAUUUUACAGAACACCAAUAAACUGCUGU
Physella acuta is the source of this 1877-nucleotide messenger RNA. RefSeq lists its product as uncharacterized. NCBI's taxonomy places the organism in Eukaryota, Metazoa, Mollusca, Gastropoda, Physidae. The record is from RefSeq and is a predicted model, not a curated record.